CGGAGAUGAAGAAGACUGUGAAGAGGAGGAAUCCCCAGGAGAGGAGGGACUGGGUUUCGCGCGGCAGAGACCAGAAACGCUUGUACAGGGUAAUGGAGCGGCCUGGUGGUGAAGGCGGUGAAGGUGGUGGUGGUGGUGGUGAUGCAGAGGAGCGAGAUGACCGAAAGCGUUUCAGGAAGGGCAUGGCAGAGAUGAGGUGAAAGCCGUCAGAGGAUGUUUCGAGUGCAUCAUAAAGGGAGAAGGAGCAGCGCAACAUUGCGCCUUUUCUGUCAUCCGCGUCUUCACCUCACACAGGCACACACUCACCAACGACUGCCUCAAAGUCCCACUGACGUAGUAGCCACUGUACCUCCUCCGGCACGGGAAAGGGCAAAGGCAAGGGCGAAGGUGACCCUGUUCCAUCCCUUCCAGCC
Molecule: messenger RNA, 413 nt
Organism: Microstroma glucosiphilum
Lineage: Eukaryota; Fungi; Basidiomycota; Exobasidiomycetes; Microstromatales; Microstromataceae
Exons: 1
Coding region: 6-200 (64 amino acids)
Source: RefSeq, a predicted model, not a curated record